AAACCCAGCCAUUGGCAUAAAAAUACCCACGCUGGAGAAGCUGACUUCUGUUUGCGGUCCAGCGCAAGCGGUCUGGUGAUUACGUCAGUUUUUUUUAAAGUCUUGAUUACACAGAAGAAGUAGAAAAAAAAUAUAUAAACAGAAUUUUCCAUGCGUUGCUUGUGGUGCUGUAUCACAACCAAGGCAUCUCUCUGGGAUUUUGUGACGAGCCUGAGCAAGCCGAGAACUUCGGUUCGAAAGUUAGGGAUCGGCACUUUAUUGUCGGGAAGUCGUUCGGACAGCACACAGCCUCGGAGGUAGACUGUGGUGCCGAGUCUCAAGCGAAAGGUUGUUCAAAACGGUUUUUUCACGUACGGCACGAAAGAAGUUCAACGCUGUUACAUGCAUACGUGCUCUGGAUCUGUUAUGGACUUCACAAUCGCCUUCAUACUGCAAGCAACACUUCUAACGGGCCUCGCUACGGGACAACGCUACAUUGGCGUUACGCUGGCAGACGUGGGCGCAAGUGCCACCCUGGGCUGCCAAAUCACCGACAUGAGCUGGAACAGCAGCGAAGCGUUUCAAGUCACCUGGAUAUGGGCUCCGAGGAAUUCUGUCCGAAAAAAACACGUGCAAAUAUUGCAGCAAAGCAAGUCUGAAUUCCACGUGCAACAAUAUUUCCAGAACAGGCUAACGAGCGUAUCGAAGGAAGGCUACAAAUUUGGCGUCUUUUCUCUGAAUAUCUCCAAAGUAAGGCGGGAAGAUUCUGGGAACUAUACCUGUCACGUGAAGGUAAACUCAGCGACGCGGAGUUACGUGACGCAUCUUUUCACAGACGAAGAAUUCGCUACAAGGACGGCUUCAAAUAACAUCUUCGUGAGCGCCAGUGAAAACAAACAUGCUUCAUUGCCUUGCGAUUUGUCCAACAUUAAACCCCAGAAGAAUCGAGGGGUUUCUUGGUUUUUGCAUGGCGACAAAAAACAAAGAUCCCAGUUGUACUUUGAGCGAUUCAUGUACAACAGUAGCCUCUACAAAGCGCACAGGUACAGCGAGAGAAUCGAAGUGCCGCUGAAAGACUUUGAAAAUAGCGUGUUCUCGCUGCAAAUAGACAACAUCAACAAGGACGACUUUGGAGUGUACACGUGCUUCGUGUACGACGGCGGCCAGAUUUACGAGCGCUCAGUGAGGUUAUACUCCGACAAAGAACGAAUGCCAACCAAUGAAGACAUUUUAAAAUUCGAUGGAUCUUAUAUCACGUCGUCUUCGCCACAACUGACCACUCCGACCAAACAACCCUGGUGCCCCCUCGUUCAAUGCUUAGUGCCUUCCAUUUUGGCGGGUGUAUUGGUCGUCAUUACCCUGUGCAUCAUCAUCACCGUCUACACGCACAGAUGGAUGUGCAAAGGCAAGAUGUGCUUCAUGCCCCUCCCACCCCCUUUUUGUCAAAAUUCAAAGAGCGAUGUCCCCACGCCCCCGCUAGAACGAGAUUCGCGGUGGCAAGUCAAUCCAAAAGCACAACCACUGUUGACUUUCCCACAAAGUGAUGCUCAGUGUAUCGAUUGACCGAGAGGGAUGAUGGGACUCUGAGUCAACCCCCAAACAGGAUUUGAACUCCCCAGACAUUCUGUUUGCAAAAUUAUUGGUCUUCCACUGAGCCAACUGGCCAUUUACUGACAUUGUACAGGACACACGUCUAUAUCCGCUUGUACACUUACUGUUGGAUAAUGGCCGAGCCCAUGCUGUGCAGAUAGUGGUGGCUGUUUGACCAUACGUCACCAAUUUGGGCAACGCUGGUUGGUGAAGUGGGGGAGGACGGCCGGGCGGGAACGGUUAAAAUGUCACUUGCUAGGGAAGUAAACCAUGGCCAGGAAUGGGACUCAGGUUACCGGGUUCAUCCUGCAAUGCGCCAACCACUUCGCCACCGCACCACGCACAGUAGUGCUCACUGCCACUUUGCACGUGAUGUCUGAAAGUCAGGGAGCAUGAAUGUGGGCACAGAGAGACACAUAAAAACAAUGGAUCUUACUGCUGAACACGUAGUAGGGCUUUCACGAACAAUAUCAUCCAUAAUACAGGUGUUUUUUUGGGUUAGAUCGCGUAAAUAUAUAAAUGUGUUGUUGAA
This is a messenger RNA of Petromyzon marinus (sea lamprey), 2101 nucleotides long. The record is from RefSeq and is a predicted model, not a curated record. Lineage: Eukaryota; Metazoa; Chordata; Hyperoartia; Petromyzontiformes; Petromyzontidae.